AUGGCCAGAGGGAAGUCGGUAAGGAGCAAAGAGAUGAGAAUCAAAGGUGAAGAUGGCGAAUGGUGUAGCUCCGAGGAUGAAAUUGCCCAAAAUGAUGUCUCCUUCUUUGGUAAGUUAUACAAGUUUGAGGCUUAUGUGUUAGAUGAUGCAUUGUUUGAUGUCAUACCGAAGCUU
Messenger RNA from Ilex paraguariensis (yerba mate), 174 nucleotides. The record is from the annotation of a GenBank genome assembly. Lineage: Eukaryota; Viridiplantae; Streptophyta; Magnoliopsida; Aquifoliales; Aquifoliaceae.